Messenger RNA from Xyrichtys novacula (pearly razorfish), 14133 nucleotides. NCBI's taxonomy places the organism in Eukaryota, Metazoa, Chordata, Actinopteri, Labriformes, Labridae. The record is from the annotation of a GenBank genome assembly.
AUGAUGACUAUGAGCUCCAUAUCGGAUUCUUUAGUUCCGCCUGAUCCAUCCAAAUCGGCGUUUUUGGAGUUCGGCGGCCACGGCUACCCCGGACACCAGCAGCCAUCCCCCGGCCUGUCCCACAACCAUUACCCGGUCCACGGGCUGCACGCCGUCGGGCCCUCGCAUCACGAUGGGCCAUUUUCCUCCGGAACAUCAUCAUACGGCCGCCCGCUGGGAUACCCGCCUUAUCACAGUCCAGUGAGUGCGCAUCACCCCGGGGCCUACCUGCCCUAUCAGCACGGUGGCCACGGCGGCGCGCUGGGACACACCAGACUGGAGGAUGGAGGUAAGGAAACACCAGACUAAAACUUUUAUCUUUUCACUUCGUUGUGCAUACAGUUUGAUAUUUAAAAUAGGGGCCUGACUUCUUAUGAUUGAAUACUGACUUCAUUUAUUUCACGCUGCUUAUCUCUUCAGGUUUUUGACCUGCUGUCCAUUUAGCCAACUUGAUUUAAAACAGACGUAAAAAUAAAGACGAGCUUUGUUUGAAAAUUUGGAGAUCAAAACUUGAUUUUUCCCGAAGUCCAUGAAUCAAGAAAGCUCAUUUUCUAUCAUCUGUGGGUCCUCUUGACAAAUACUCCACGGUGAUAUCAGUCAGAGUCAUUUCUAUUGUGCAAACACUCAUAAAACAUCCUUUCUUAGAGAUGCAGCAACGUCCCUGAAAAAUCUUUAAAGGGGUGUAUAAUCUAAAAAACAUGGAAACAAAACCACCGUGAAGCUGAAUAAUUGGAUCCACACUCAGGUCGGCCACAGCGUCAUGUUUGAGGCUGGAUGGAGAGGAGUUUAGGGCCCACUCAGGCUGUGGGGGACUCCACACAAGAAGCAGCCGAACCUGACCUGUGGUGUCCCGCAGCGGCUCUCACAACACAAACUGUCAGGCCAUCAUCUCCCAAAUAACAUCCACCCUGUUUCUGCUGCCAGCACCGCCUGUCUAAACACCCAAAUAUCACAAUAAUAAUAAUAAUGAUAAUAAUAAUAAUAAUAAUAAUAAUAAUAAUAAUAAUUUUCUACUUCUAACCCUUAGGUAGACCUUAAAAUAGGUGUUGUAUUCCAAACGACAUGAGACCCUCUUUAAAAACAGAUACCAUUGUAAAUAAAAGAAGAAACAUUUUCAGACAAAUGCAGCAGAAUUAAGUCUAUAUGUUGAUCAUUUACUUUUAUUAAGUUGAUUUAAGUCCUUUCACUAAAAUUUGCUCACUGCACAGGUUUUUGUUAACAUUUUCAGGCUUCUCCUCUCAGUAUGAAAUAGCCGUGGUGUUUGUGUUUGCUGGUUUAAAUGUCCAUGUUAAAAUGUUAUUAUUCAACAUGGUAGGAUCGAUAGGUUUUAGCCUGUGUGAAAAGACCUGAAAUCCACAUGAAUAAAGCAAAAGACAUUCAUGCUUUCAUGAACUUCUUCAAUACUUUCCCUGUGCAGAAAAGUGCAGAAGACCUUUUGUAUCACUCCAGAGUGGUUAAUGAACCUUCAAAUAUUUUACAUCAACUACUAUAAGUUUUCCAACCUAUGAUGAAUAAUUACAACAAAAAUAAUAAAGAAGAAGGGCCUUAAUUUAUACAUGCAUGUGUCAGCUUGACAGCAGGGAAACAAACACUUUUUUUCUUUCUGUCAUUGAAAGUGGGACUCCUUUCUUUUUCUCCUUUUUCUUAUUUUCUGAUCGUUCCAUUUUGUCUGUUUUUUUAUUUUCACCUAAAUUCUGUACGUAUUAAAAAAAAAAACAGCUGAUUUCUUUUUUGUUGUCUCUAUCCCAGGGUAUCAGCCUAUUAGAAGGCCAAAAUACAAUCACACCCAGUCGCCCAAGUGUACAAAUUCGAAGCGAUAAGCCACUAGAAUUUAGUUUCAAUUACUACUUUUCAGAACAGAGGAAUUACACUUUACUCUGUCGCCAAUACAAAUCUGCCUGAAAAGUGAUGAAAUAUCAUGAAAAUGUUUAAUUUCAACCUGGCUUAUAUGUCUUGUCCUUUCCUUGGCUUAUCUCUUUGGGAUGUUAUAUCAAAUUUAACCAGCUCCUUUGUUUGCUGUAGACUGUGAUGACAACCUAUGAAAUUAAAUUUGUAUUUUUUAAACUGACUUUUUUUCAAUCUUGACUUAAAAAAAUUAGGCAACCCAUUUAGAUGUUACCUUAGUCAGUUGCAGAAAGUGCUUUUCUGGACUUUCAUAUCUUCUGUAUUUUUUAUUAGAUUUGAUUGAGCCUAAUACUCAACGCUCUUUCAGUCAGGUUUCAUUGUUGGACUUACCCUGUAGUUCUGCGUGUCAUUCGUUUGUGCGUAAGUGAAUUUUUUUGGUAAACAUAAUUUGGUUACGAAAUCCUAAAUCUCAGAAAUUUACAGUUUUACAGCGAAGAGAGGGGGUUACAACCUCAAUACAUUGUAUGUGUGUUCUUUGACCAAGAGAGGAAAAUGUAUUUGAGGAAGAAAAAACAGACAUUUCUUCAUAGCUCCAUCUCCAUGGCUCAUUACAACCAAAAACAAUGAACUACCAGCAAACUCGAUUUUAGACCAGUCUUUCGUAAAACUCCUCUCUGCUGUUUCUGCACUCGAGUUCGGUGCUGCUGCUGCAGCUCACUUCCAGGAUCUGAACGUCUUGUGGGGCCUCGGCUUGUCCACAGCUGUUCUCUCCUGCCACUGCAGGCUAUAAACUCAUGUCAUAACAGAGAUCAGCGUGGGCGAACAUACACAGUUGUAUAGCUGUCUGUAAUUUUUUUUUUUUAAAGAGAGGAUGAUGAAGAGGAGGAAAACCCCUCUUGACUGGCCUGCGUGUAAACCCAAACUAGUUUCUGGAGGACAAAGAGGAUUUUUCUUCUACCUGCAUCUGUAUCAUCAUUUUUACUCAUUCGACAGAUUCUCAUUGAAUUGAAUUGAAUUGAACGGUUGGGUUUUAACAUCCUUACAGCCCAGUCAUUUGCACUCGGUGUUGAAAAUGUUAUAACAACAUAUGAGAAACUUAUACGCUGCAAAAAAAUUCUUAAGACGGUUCUGUAAAAUCUUUAAAAAACAUGACAUAUAAAUUCAAAUCAAGAAUGAAUAUGUUUCUGUGCUCUUUUACUACGGUCUUAUUUUAAAUUGAAGGCUUCAUUUUCAUAAUAUUCAAAACAUUUGAAGUAUUUAUAGACAUCAAGAGUGUCCUAAUGGUCAUUGUGUCUGUUAUAUAACAGAACUCAACAUGUUGUUGCCUGUGUAAAAAAGAUGAUAUUCAAAUGGAAUUCAUAAAAGCAGAAGAUAUUUAUACAUUUACAGAUUUAAUGUGCACAUGUCUCCAUCAUGCAGAGAUUCAGUGUCUUGUUAGUAUAAAAUUCUGUCCUCUCUUAUCUCCUUGGUAUUGACAUUCCUCUUCCCCCUCUACCCCCAGACCACGAAAAGCCCACGGCAGUGAUCGAGAACGGCGAGGUGAGGUUGAACGGAAAGGGGAAGAAGAUCAGAAAGCCUCGCACCAUUUACUCCAGCCUGCAGCUCCAGGCUCUCAACCAGCGUUUCCAGCAAACCCAGUACCUCGCCCUGCCUGAAAGGGCAGACCUGGCGGCCAAGCUGGGCCUGACACAGACUCAGGUACUGUGGAUAACAAAGACACAAAGACAUACACACCUUUCCUUUUAACGUCAAACUGCUGGGGUAUUAAAAGAAAUCACAAGAAAGCUUAAAAAGCCUGUAAAAUAAAUAUAAAUGUUCAAAAAUCCUACCCUUUAUAAGGUUUAAACAUAAAUACGAUAUAGGAUAUGUAAUGACAAGAAUCGGAAAUAAUAGGUGUCAGCUUAUUUCUCUUUUUGAAGGUGAACAUUCAGCACCACUUUCAAAACUUCAAAGUAAAUCACAGGCUGUGGGAAUGUCAAAAUCCCUGGAUUAAGAUUAAUGGAGAUGUCACACACAUGCCAAACAUGUUUAUUUAAAUAGAAAACACUGCAACAAAAAAAGUGAAAUCAGAUCUAUUUUCAAACUCAGUCUUUAAUUAAGUCAUUUCUUGGUUUGCGAUGACAAGAAUAGCAUGAAGCACAAACGCGCACGUGUGCAUUCUUGUGAACAAGUGUCAUCGCCUGAUCCUCAAAGUGUAAUUACACGCUGGCACAAGCUCAAAUAAACUUGAACGUCAUGAGAAGUUUAGUCACUCUGAAGGUUGUAGAAAUGAAAUCAGAAUACAAAGAGCAUAAAAAGGUUGAAACAAAACAAGGUGAAACAAAACAAGGUGAAACAAAGCGGUCAGAAACAUACAGCCCAAAUUCCGAGGAGUGACUCUCCUGCGUAGAGACUGCUGUGAACAUGUGUGUUUGUUGUAAGUAGAUGUGUGUGUGCAUGUGUUGGGUGUAACAGUGAGUCUACGUUUAUGAGUCAGCACACAGAGUAAAGACUUGUUUAGCCAUGGGUCAUCUUCCUUUUUGUGUGAAUGUUUUGUUUCUCCCAGAGCAGAUUCACACGCAGGCAGAUAAAACCAGACGAGGCGAAUAAAAGCCCAAUGGCGGCCAUUUUAUCAGUCACAUAAAAGCAGUCUCAGUGUGUGAAGUCAACAUGUCUGAGCCGGCCGUUCGGCCUCUUUGAUCAGUAUUUUUGUGAGAUAAGAUUUUUAAACAAUUAAGGACAUUUUUUCCUUUGAAUAAAUGUUUAGUUGGUCACACUCCAUUUGCGUUGGAUGACAGCAUUUCACUACCGUUUUGAGAGGUUGAUUAUUGAACAUUACUGCUCCUCUCAACAAUGCAUUUUGACAAAAUUCCCCAAAUGAGCAUGACAGAUAGUGGUAUUCCCCUUUUUUUUGUUAUUUAAAAGCAUGUGUGGAUUGAAAAGAGCAAUUUGGACAACUUUAAACAGGCAUUGGUUGUUUGAAGAAAAGCUUAUGGAUUAUAAACUAAAAAUUAAGACAAACAAAUUACAUAUUUGAAGCUUUCUUGCCUGUUUUGACGAAGUUAUUAGCAGACAAGUAUGAGUUUGAUAUAUUAAAAGUCCAGCGAUUAGGAAUUGAAUUGAUCUUUGUGAGCUACAGUAGGUAUCUGUCAAUCCAGUGUCACAGUAACAUUCAGCCUGAGCAUACAGUUCAGAGUCUCUGCUUUGUAGGUUGAACUUCACCAAUCAUGUCAUCUCCCCUCAUCUCAGGUUGAGUCUAUGAAAUUAGAUUUUAUGAAGAAAAAUAGUGCUAUUUGAUAUCCUUAAUGUGAUGCCUGCAACACAUUUGUAAAAAGUUGGUACAUAGAACUCAAAAGACUGAAAAAGCUGUGUGAUCCCAAGAUAAAUAACUUGGAGGUUUAUCGUCCAACUAGUUUGGCUUUUAGGAAUGGACAAGGAAAAAGCUCAGCAAUUUAAGAAUCAUGGCAAAUAAAAUGCAAAGAAUUUGUGGAUUUUAUCGCUUGCGGUACAUAAUAUAAUUAAAAGAUUAAGAGAAUCUGGAGAAAUCUCAGAACAUAGGAGACAGGGUCAGUAAUGGGUACUGUAUGGCUGUGAUCUUUGGGCUCUCAGUCAGGCAGCAUUGCAUUAUAAAACAGGCAUGACUCUGUAGUGGAAAUCACUGCAUGGACUCAGAAUUAUACCUAAAAAAAAGCCAUUGUGCUUACAGGUUGUGUUGGUUAAAACUGUAACGUGAAAGAAGAAACUAGAAAUCAACAUGUUCCAGUUACUUCUUCAUCUCAGUCCAUUUCAGAUUGACUGAAGCAUCUGAGUUCUCUGCUCUUAAGGCUUCUUCAGUGCACAGUUUAAAACCUAGCAUUGUGGUACGAGGAUGCCCAUGGCAUGGCUAGCUUACACAUCCAGGAAGACUCUUUUAAUGCUAAACAACAUGAACAGGUUUUUGCACAACAUUUACUGAAAUCCAGACUUGCCUUUUUCAGGGAAGACCUUUGUAUAUUUAAAAAAAAACAAUGUCUGCCCAUAUUACAACAACAUGGCUCUGUAGUAGAAGAGUCCUGCUGCUAAACUGGCCUCCCUGCAGUCAUGACUUGUCGCCCAUUGAAACUGGCACAUAUGACUCAAAAAAGUAUGACAAAGGAGACCUUUAACUGUUGGGGAAAAAAUCCUAUAUCAGGCACAAAUGGGUCAACAUUACCCUUAACAAACAAUAAUGAUGUAAUAGUAAACAUGCUCCAACUCUUAUGAAAUGAAUUGCUGGUAUUAGAUUUUAAAUGAGCACAUAUCUUUUAUAAAAAAAUAACAUUUUUCAGGUUCAACUUAAGAUUUUCUUCGUUUUUUCGUCUUUGCAUCAUUUUCAAUCAAACAUGGACUCUAAAUGAUUUGUAAAGCACUUCACACAGCAUCCCAACACUUAUUUAACUGAACUUUGAAUCUUAAUGUUAAUGUUUUUUUCUUUAUCUGGAACCUCAUAUUUUAAGAGGGUGUAGUUAUUGUUUUGAAUGAAGAACAAUCCUGGUUUUCACCAAGUUAGUUUUGUUCAGAACUGCUUGUUGAAACACAAACCCUUUUCUUCACAUGUGACACACGUCACAUCCAUAUUCCAAAUUUAGGUACAUGUCUUAGCGGGUUGUUGUGUCACAGUGAGAAGCCUUUAUAAGUCAGAGCUGCUAUCAUGACAGUGGUUUUGAUCAUUGUUAUUCUCAAUGUGGCAGCAGGAGAGCAACACAAAGGAGAGUCUUAAUGCCAGGAAGUUAAAGGGAACUUUUUUUUUUACAGUAAUGCCUGUAUGAAAAGUACACAGAUGUUCAAAAAGACUUUUAAAGUGGACGUUUGAAGACUGAGCGGGUGUCUCACAUGGGAAUCACACAAUAGGUUUGAUAUUGGUUGGCUCAUGUGUGAGUGACCUGCGUGGCUGACUGAGUAAGCAGUCGUUAGAUGAACUGUCCUAAUCCCAUAUAGAUCAUCCAGAGAGAGAUGUUUACACUGGGAGUAAAAGAUGAUCUGUUGGUUUACUUUGGCCUUCUGUAGAGGCAGUGUGGAUUUAAAUGUGGUCUGCUUUAAGUAAUACUCACAUCCAUGAUUACAUAAGAACCACUUUCUUAAGUCUCCGUGUGUUUGUGUGUGUAUUGUUAAAGUUGUUCUGAACAGGUUAAGUUGGCUCUGCCUGAGAUUAUGUUCUUUACAGCGAUGCACAGCGAGUGAGACUGAAGACUGAAGAGAUCAAGGAGAGUCUCCACUUCAGUUUGUGGAGCUCAGCAGAUAAUGACUCUGGCUCCUUUUUACACCAACUGCCCCUUUACUGUAAACGUCAUGACUUUUUGCAGACAAGUAAGAGUCAUAGAUGGAUUUUUUUUUUUUAAACAGCAAAACUACAGAGAGGUUUGCCAGUUAGAAAUGUCAUGAGUGGUUACUCAGCAAAGCUACAUUUCCAUCUGUAAACUCUUAUUUCCCACAUGGUAUAUAGUUACCUUGGCAACAGUUGUGGUACCUUGUGCUUUUUGUAGGGGUGAGAGAAAAAAUCAGUACAGCAUAGUAUAGCAAUAUUUUGUCUGGUGAUAAAUCGAAUCAUCACAUUUACAGAGUAUCGAUUUUUUAAAAUUAAUUCCUAAUAUGAAGUCAAAUCUAUGAUAAUGGGAAAAUAAAAUCCAUUUGUUUGUCAGGUGAGGUUGGCAGAGGUGACAUCCUAGAGCAGGAGAAAGUUAGUGCAACAAACAUGGCAGCACCUGGGGAAAGACAUUAGGAAUGCAAGUAGGGUACAAAUGAGAUGGACCUGACACAUGAGGUUUGCAAGAUGUGCCACAUGAAAAUAAAAUACAGUGUAAAUAAGACAAACAUAAAGGAUAUCCAAAUGCUAAAUUAGCUAAACCGUUGAAAAAAGUAAAAAGCAGUAAUAUAGUAUUGUGGCCCAAGUAUCGUGAUGAUAUCGUAUGGUGGGGCCACUAGUGAUUCCCACCCCUGCUAUAUACUUUGUUUUGCACUUUAUUUUCAACAUACUUUUCAUACUGUUUAGUAACAUGAAGCACUUAUGCAGUCAAAUGAAAUGGUAUUUGUUGUUUGAAACAAGGUUUUGACUCAGUUUGUCCUUGGAUCAGUAUCCUUGUUUACAGCAACUUGUGUUUUUGACUGGUUAACAAUGUUGAAUACCAUGAUAUAUUAUCAAUAUAUUUGAUAUGUCUUGUAUCAUGAGGUCCUUGCAAAUAUACAGCCGUAAUGUAUUGUAUUGUAUGGUAUGGAAUCAUAUUGUAUCGAAUCGUAUUGUAUCGUGAUACGUGUCGUAUUGUGAGGUCCUUGCCAAUAUCCACCCCUAGCUUUUUGUAGUUCAUUCUUGACCACUGUAUUAGGAAUGGAAGUUAAAAUGCUACAAACCAUUGACUGGUCACUCAAAAUCACCAUCUAUAUCUUUAACAGCUUUUGGCACUUACUUGCACAGAUUUCCAAAGUGUGAAACUGUGACCAAAGUCAACUCUGAAGUGCAGGGCAGCCCUUUGUUUUUCCAAAUGACGGGACGCCACAGUAGCAUCACCCCGCAUUAAUUAACUGAAUUUAGGAGGACAAUCUACAGUACAGAACUGAGCGAACUCAAAUUCUCGGUCAGUAGAGCCAGGAAGGUUAGAACAAAGCAAAACUCUGCAGUAAAAUAUGAGGCUUAUCUAUCCAACCACAUACCUGAUAUGCUGUGAGCAUAAAUAUUCAUGGCUGGACUUAAGUCUGCACAAACACACAAUCGCAUAUCCCUGCAUCUACUCGAAUGUAUGUAGCCUAUGAGCGUUUUCACACACAUGCAGACACAAACGUAAACACACAUUUGAAGAUAGCGAUCAUACACCACAUCUCUAUCCCGCCUCCAUGUCAUUAGGCUGGCAGCCAACCGCUGACCACUUUCCAUCUGAAAUCUCUAAUGUUCCCAGACGCAGCUGACAAAUGGCACGUAGCACAGUCCUUACAUUUUUCCAUGAAACACUAACUUCUCUUUCUCUCAUGCCCACACACAAACAAAACACACACACCUAAAAAAAAAUAUUCUUUGCAGCUCUUUUUUCAUCAAAAUUGUAGUAAUUAUUUGUCAAUGUGUGGAAAGGUUUGGCUUGAUUUUUAUUUAAAUGUGACACACCCACUUUGUGGCACCUGGCAUGCCUCUUCGCCACCCUCCUCUGCUAAUGUUGGUGUUAUUAGUCGCGCUUUCAGAGAGGCUGUCAGCUAAGUGUUGAUGCUGGAAUAUGAAACCAAUAAUUACAGCAGCGGUCCUCUUACUGAGGCUGCAUUAACUUAACAUGCUGCUGAUUGACUCCUGGACUCGUAAGCUAUGCUGAAAAUAAUAACUUAGGGUUAUCAUCAGUGAGCUACCACUGGCGAGUAAUGCACAAGGUUAUAUCAUGUUACUUGUCACUGUAGUUGUAAUUACAUUAAUCUAUGUGUUUUUGUGAAAGGUGAACUUUUAAUGUCGCCUCAUCCCUGAGAUUUUAGAUCUGAUCUUUUCACUGAAGAACUUUAUCGUUAAAAAUGUUGGAGGGGGACUGAGAAUGCAAAAUGCUUCAUCUAGCACAUUUCUGCAUCAUUAUAUGGUGUCAUUAUUGUUGCAUUAAAGGAAUAUAAAGUGACAGCUUAUUUUUUAUUUGUUAUAAUUCCUUGGAGGCUGUGGUUGACGUCAUUAGAUAUUCAGGAACAAUAGAAAUCAAAUUUAUGUCGACUUUGCUCUUAAAUGGCUAUUUCAACUGUUAGAGCGGGGUGUGAAAAUUGGCUAAUUUUUUUACUAUCGAGAUGGGGAUCAUUUUUUCCAACACAUAUUUAGAAGCAAUUAGAUCAGUCUGAAAUUAGAUUUUAUAAGAAACCAGAUUUCUUCCAAAACCACUUCAACCAUCUUCAUAAAUACCAAUAAAAUUCUCCUGCAAGAUUUCAUAGGACUGUCGGUGUUGAGGGAAAAACAGUUUGGAGUGCCAAGAGUGUUUUCCGUCUCUCUUCCUUUGCCUUUAAUCCUCUCUCUCUCUCUCUCUCUCUCUCUCUCUCUCUCUCUCUUUCUCCUCUGAGCUCUCUUUUUCCCUCACUCUGUGCAGCCGAAACCUUUGGGCGUUUAUUUGAGCUUUACAGCACAGUUAAAACCAGUUUGAGACACAAGUAUCCAUCACUGACUGUGCACAAUUAUUUAUGAUUCAUUUGUUCCUGCUAAGCUGACAGGCUGCCCCAGAGGCAUAUUCGUGUAAUUUGAUGCUCAAUUUGCAAGCAUGCUGGAAAACAGAGGACAUGCCAGUUAUAUCAACAACACAACUAAAUAAUCUGUAACCACAGACAAUGAUUGAAGGGAUAUUCAGUUCAAUAUUGUGACAUCUUCUAACAGUGUUAUGUUUUUCAUAUUCACACAUGGAUAAAAUUCCUACCACCUGGCUCCUGACUCAUUUUAAGUAUUUAUAACUUUAAUCAAACCUCUCAUAUGGUAAAGCAUCACCACCAGAUUCACUGAACUGUUUCCUGCCACCUGAACACCUGAAGGGCUAUCAAUAUGUUUGUAAGAACCACCGUCUGUCAUACUGGAUGGAUGUAAUGCUAUCCUGAGUAUCUGUGUAUUAUUAGUAUUAUUAUAUCAUUGCUUAAUCAUUUCUACAGGGGCAAUGAGGUAGACCGUGCUCCACUGAUAUUGUGUUGGCACACCUUCUCUAAUUAUAUUUCUGCAUGUUAUAAUUAUUUUACAAUCCCUUGUUUAUUUUGAAUGCUACAUCGUUGCCUAAUUAUGGGUUACUUUAUUGGAUUAUUUGUUUGAAUGAUUUUUCAAAGAGGCGUGUUAACAGUUAGCUUACUAUGUCUGUGUUUUUUUAUUUAUUCAUUUAUUUAUUUUUAUCUAUAUAUACAUAUACAUACAUAUACAUAUAUGUAUAUGUACUGUGUAUAUUUGGUAAAACCGCAGUUCCCUCAAAGUUGGGACACUGUGUGAAAUAUUAAUGUAAUCAGAUUUUAAUGUUUUGCAAACUAUUGAAACCCUAUAUUUCAUUUAAAAUACCAAAUGUUGAAACUAAAAAUAUUAUUGUUCAAUAGAAAAAAUUAUGUCAUUUAAAAAUUGAUGCCAUUUGUAAAAACGGGUAUGUUUACCGCUGUGUUGCAUCUUUGCUGCUUGAACAUUUAAAGUUUUGGACGUUUAAAAAUUUAGGAGAGAAAUCUUGUUCAAUUUUUCAAGACUUCAGCUGCUCAACAGAUCUAGGUCUCCUUUGUAGUGUUUUUCUUUUUAUGAUAGGCCAAAUGGUUUAAUUGAGUGAGAAGCUGAAACUGCACACAGGCCUCAUUAGCACCCAACUCUUCUAUUAUGGGAGCAUUUAUAAAAGUUCUUACACUGAAAAAGUAAUUGUCUGGGUGGCAGCAUGUGUCACUCCUAAACCUGUAUAUGUUGUUCGGCAUUAAUGGGGUCUUCACAGAUGUGAGCGUGAUCCAUGACAUGAACACUAAUACAUCCCCAAAUAAUCAGGGAUGCUGGCUUUUGAAAUGUCUGCUGAUAACAAUCCGGGUGGUUUCUCUCCUCUUUAGAAAAGAGGACCUUCAUGUUAAACAUGAUUUCUAAAAUGAGUUACACAUUUUUACUCUCCAGACAAUGAGGCAGAGGAAAGAUAGGUCAGAAUUUAAAAUGAGAAUCUGUCAUUUUUCAUUAAACAUUCACAUUUCUAGUUUCAGCAUCUGAAAUGUUGUCACUGCAUUGUUUCUAAUUAGAUAUAACGCAAAAAUAUCAUCUUAUUGUCUUUUUAUUUAGUUUUUAAAGGUACUGUGAGGAAUUUUUGACUGGUUGAAAAGCCUGUUAUCCCUCUUUAUGAACUUCAAAAACAAAUAGGACUAUCAGAAACAAGUCUGAUCAGUUCUGUGUUGUCAUUUUUAAUGCUUUAAACAGCUGUAAGGGGGUAGGUAUCAGACCAAAUGAUUGAAAAAACAGCCUUUCUUAAAUGUCGAGACAGAAAAUACUCAUGUAAGUUGAUAGGUUUUGUAGUUAAAGGUUUUUGUGUAAAAACACAACUUUGAGAUGUAUAAGAUGAUAAUGAAAAGGUAUCAAUUUGUCCACAGGGGGCACCAAUAUCUAUACAACCAAAAGUUCCUCUAAGUGGCUUUAAACUAGAGCUAUAGUUAUGAUCUUGAUUCACUCACUACACCUUGGGCUGACAGUUUCGUGAAUGUUAGCUAAUAGCUUCAAUAAGUGUCUUUGUCCUAAUCUAGAUGACUUCACUCUUUUUUCAGCUCCUCUGUUGAAGUUUUUAAAACUGAAAAUGUGUUUACAUUCGUAUUGUAAAUCUUUUACUAAAUGUUUUAGGAUUCAGCUUUUUAGGCUGCCAGUGUGGACCAAACUAAAUAGUCAGUCAUGAUAGCAGGUAAAAGCCUGUUUUUAACAGCAAAACAGUUUUGGUCUGAUAAGCUUAUGGCUCCCAAGGCACAGACAGUGAUUUUUUUUUAAUGCAUUUGUUUUUUAAGUUAUUAAGGUCACAAGAUCGGCAAAUCUUAGGCAUGACUGACCUGACUGAUGGACAGGCACACUAGCAAUUUUUGAGGAGGCUGAAUGCCCAUCUCUGGUAGGCUGACCAAAAUUUAGGCCAAGUCAGCAUUACCAAUAUGGUUACUGGCGCUGAUAGGCUUCAAGACGCCGCCUCAAAAACAAACAUCUGUCACCACUAAUGGUACAUCCAGUUAUUUUACUGUCUAUGUGCAGAACAGACUGAAGGAUGUGGGACACUGGCAACUUUUCUUUUUGAGACUGAAAAAAAAAAACACUGGUGGCAUCAGCAAAAACUGUUGGUAGAUCAUAAGAAUAGCAGCAAAGGCUAACGAACCAAACCAAGACUUGAGAACUGGUAGUGCUAGCUGAUGACAAUGACAAAGACUUGACAAAGCCAAUCAUGAGUUAACAAAAGUGUAAGAGACUCUGAAACCAGUAAUGUUAGACAAUUAUUAGCAUACACUUAAGGAACCAGUUAUAUAAGAAACAUUUUGUGAGAGACUAAAGAGCAGGUACAAACCUAUCAUCUAACAUCUCUGGCAGAGAUUUGAAACGGGUUAUGUUAGCUACAAUUUUACAAACGCACAAGACUCAGUUAUAUAAACCAACAACUGUCAGGGACCAAUGAGCUGGUAAUAUUAACGAAGACUUAUGGCAGAGGUUUUAAACUGAUUAGCUAUUUUAGCGACAGUUUUAUUAGUUACUUUAGAGCCUGUAAAACUAGCUAGUCACUAGCUAGAAGUCAGCGUAUCUAAAAAGUAAAGGGGAUAUGGGGUGGCAAGGUAUAAUCAGUAGGUCAAAUUUGUUGAUCAAAGGAAUUGGUAACACUCCACAAUAACCAUAAUUUAUAAUUGGUAAAUAGAUAGUUUAUUAAUUUUUAAUCAUUAUUUAAAAACAGCAUAUAGACCAAUUAUAAAUGGUAAUAGAUAGUUUAUUAAUGUAAGUUAAAAGUUACUUCUCCAUUGACUAGCAAUGAAAUUAUGAUUAAUAAUUUUCAUUAAUUAUUAACAGACUAUUUAUUAAAGGUUUAUAUAGGGUUUAAAUAUUAGUUGUAAAACAUCUAGAUUAAAAUGUGUGUCAGUAGCACUUUGUAGAUGGUUAAUAUUUGUUUUUAAACCAUCUAUAAACAUUACUUAGAUGGUUAUUGUAAAGUUGCAACUGAUGUUUGUAAUACUUUGUAAAUGAUUAAUGAGUGGUUUGUAAACCACCUACAAACAUUACUUAGAUGGUUAUUGGAAAGUUAGGUUUAAGUUUGUAAAAGUUACAAUUUAUUAAUGGUCUAUAUGCUAUUUAUAAAUGGUGAUUAACCAUUAAUAAACUAUCUGCUUACCAUUUAUAAAUGGUCUAUUUACCAUUUAUAAGUUAUGGUUACUGUAAAGUGUUACCCAGGAUCUUUCUAGAUACAAGCAGAUAAGAAAUUAUGACUCAUGUAUGACAAAUAUUAUCAUGGGAGUCUGCACUUACCUUCACUCUGAGCUGCUUUAAUCUCACUGUUGACAAAACUCCUGCAGAAGUAUCUUGGCUGUUGUGGGGAUUAACUUUUAAUUCAUUAACUCUUACCUUCUUGUCUUCAGGUCAAAAUAUGGUUCCAGAACAAACGAUCCAAAUACAAGAAGAUCAUGAAGAAUGGGCCCUGCGGACCCGAGGGAGACCACCUCGCCCCCCCAGCGCCGUCCUCCUCCUCUCCGUGCUCUCUGUGGGACAUCAGCAUGGCUGCAAAAGGCGCACCAGUGCACUCUGGAGGAUACAUGAACAAUUUUGCUCACUGGUACCCUGGACACCAGCAGGACUCCAUGCCGAGAACUCAGAUGAUGUGA